Messenger RNA from Pogona vitticeps (central bearded dragon), 2850 nucleotides. It is a transcript of the gene DCN, whose product is annotated as decorin. The record is from RefSeq and is a predicted model, not a curated record. Gene Ontology annotation, molecular function: protein binding. NCBI's taxonomy places the organism in Eukaryota, Metazoa, Chordata, Lepidosauria, Squamata, Agamidae.
GCUGAUCUGCAAAACCACUUAGGAACCUGAACACAUGAAAAAGAAAUAAGGCUAAAAGUGUGUGUGUUUGAGAGAGGGAAGGGGCUGAUAAAGUUUCUGGCUACAAUACAGGAGACAUAUCGUUACCAUAUGAUCUACUGUGGGUGUUAGCCCGCCUGGAUUGUGUUCAUUGAGAGAAAUCUUACUUUUUAAAAACUGUGCUGUGGAAUAGAAGCAGCAGGAGGGUUUACCACCGAGGGACAGUCCCGGAGCAGUCAGCUACCCCUCCUCUUUUCCACACCUGCACAGUUCUUCUGUCUGGCUUGAUGCUUCUAGUUUAAUUGCAUCUUAGCUCUGAGAGUGCCUGUUGCAAAUCCCUGGAUUAAAAGAAUUACCAUUGCUUCCUUGAAUAGAUGAACUGAACCAUGAAAGUGGCCAUCUUCUUCCUGCUACUCCUGCCUUUGUGCUUGGCCAAGCCAUUCCAUCAGAAAGGCUUAUUUGACUUUAUGCUUGAAGAUGAGCCAGGUUCAGGAACCCCUGAACCUACAGUACCUACAGGAUAUCCUCCAAUGUCAGUAUGUCCAUUUGGUUGUCAAUGCUAUCUUCGAGUUGUGCAAUGUUCUGAUUUGGGUCUGACUAAAGUUCCAAGGGAUCUUCCCUCAGAUACUACCCUCCUGGACCUGCAAAACAACAAAAUCACUGAAAUAAAGGAUGGAGAUUUCAAAAAUCUGAAGAAUCUUCAUGCAUUGAUCCUUGUGAACAACAAAAUCAGCAAAAUCAGUCCAGGAGCUUUUGCUCCACUGAAGAAACUGGAGAGGCUUUAUCUUUCCAAGAACAACCUAAAGGAACUUCCAGAGAAUAUGCCCAAAAGCUUACAGGAGCUCCGGGCACAUGAAAACGAAAUCACAAAACUAAGGAAAGUUGUCUUCAGUGGACUGAACAAUAUGAUUGUUGUAGAACUGGGCACCAACCCAUUAAAAAGCUCAGGUAUAGAAAAUGGAGCCUUUCAAGGAAUGAAGAAACUCUCUUAUAUCCGUAUUUCAGAUACUAAUAUAACUAGUAUCCCUAAAGGUCUUCCCACAUCACUGACAGAACUUCAUCUUGAUGGGAACAAAAUCAACAAACUGGAUGCAGAUAGUCUAAAUGGACUCGUCCAUUUGGCUAAGCUUGGUCUCAGUCAUAACAACAUUGCUAGUGUUGAUAAUGGCUCUUUAGCUAAUACACCACUUUUGAGAGAGCUUCAUUUGAACAACAAUGAACUUUCCAAAGUACCUUCUGGAUUGGGAGAGCACAAGUACAUACAGGUGGUCUACCUUCACAACAACAAAAUUGCUGCCGUUGGCCCUAAUGAUUUUUGUCCUCCUGGAUACAACACCAAGAAGGCUUCCUAUUCAGGAGUGAGCCUGUUCAGUAACCCUGUGCAGUACUGGGAAAUCCAGCCGUCCUCCUUCCGCUGUAUCUAUGAACGAUCUGUAAUACAACUUGGAAAUUACAAAUAGAUACACAGAUACAUUUCUGCCAUCAAUACCACUUUUCUGUUAAAAUUGUUCCUAAACAUUAAAACUAAAUACUGGAAACUUAAUUGCAGAGUGGAUAUAUGUAAACAGCCAAACAGAUCAUUCCAAAAGAAAUUGCUGAAUUUAUGUAAUUUUCAUUUCAUUGCCAGUAUGUGGUAUAUUUCUCUGGUAUCUCUCAAUUAGCUGAGCACAACAGAUUACAGUACUUCACUGUGCAUGAGAUUUGGGGUAAAUAUUUGUCAAGCUUUUAAUAAUUAGAAAUUAUAUAGAUUGUAUUCUUUGCUUCAAAGCCAAACAAAGAAAUUACUUGGGGUGGGGUGGGGGGAGAAAUGAAACAUUUAAUGUGUGUAUAUUUUUUAUUGUUGGAGGAAAAUCUUCAACUGAAGAGUUUACCAAACCCCAUCAAUCUAAAUACUGCCUACUACCUGUUUAAAGCCUGUGUAGGCAUUAAUGUAUCUUAUAUAUAUAUAUCAUAAGCAAUAUAAAAUGUUGCUCUUGUUGUAUCUUGGUUAAAAUUAAUCUCUUAAUAUAUGCACAUUUCCUCUUUGAAAUAUGUUUAUGCCUUCUCAAAUAAUUCCCAUGUAGAAAUAAGAAAACAUUCUACACAGGAACCCCAUAUUAGUAUAGUGUCUGUGGCUGCUGCCAUUUCUAGAUUAUAACUGAUGAUUUCUAGAUAAGCAAUGCCUUUUCCUUUCUUGUACAAACCCUUUUGUUGGCUAUAACCCAUCAUGCAAUGUUUCUACACAGUUCGUUGGUGUUAGAUGAAGUGGACUGCAAUCCUCAAAAGUUUUUGCAAAAUAAAAUUUGUCAGUCUUUAAAACGCCAGAAGAAUCUUUGCUGAGCUUGCAGUAAUGUCCUAAUAUAGCUGGCAUCCCAUCCUCAAAAUUACUGAAUAUACAAUAACCAGUGUAAUGGCAGACAUGUGUAAAUUAAACUGGAGUUAACCCACAACCUUAAUUGAGUGUUCUCAAAUACAGCACUGCACAUUAUUGUAACCACAUUAGAAUUUAAAUAUCUUUAAAUAUGAUGUAGAGAGAUACACAGAUUACCAGUGUUAUCAUAUCUAGAACUAUAUUUAGGAAAAGGAACAUCAGCAGGCUAGAACUAGAAAAGCUCAUUUAGAAGUCUCUUCUCAGCGAAAAGUCCUCUGAAAACAAACCUUCUGUAUACCUAUCUCUGCUACUGGCUUUAGUAUCACAACAGGGCUGUACAUUUCUGGAAUAACUGUCUUCAAAUUUACCAGUAUUUUUUCCACAUAUCACUUUACAGAGAAUUUUUGAUACCUCUAAACUGUCCAAAAAUACAAAAUUUCCAAUGUAUGUAUGUUUUUAUAUUAAAUGGUACUGGCAAACUC